Molecule: messenger RNA, 1731 nt
Organism: Trypanosoma cruzi
Lineage: Eukaryota; Euglenozoa; Kinetoplastea; Trypanosomatida; Trypanosomatidae
Exons: 1
Coding region: 1-1731 (576 amino acids)
Biological process (GO): mitochondrial protein processing; protein-containing complex assembly
Cellular component (GO): m-AAA complex
Molecular function (GO): ATP hydrolysis activity; ATP binding; ATP-dependent peptidase activity
Source: RefSeq, a predicted model, not a curated record
AUGGAUCCGUUAUCGCGAGAAGAGGACGCUUCCAAGUCGACCUCCUUCUACCGGGGAUUCUAUGACGCGCAGCAGCGGCGCCCAACGAAGAACGUGAAUCCCACAGUUUCCCAGGCGGUCGGCGGGGCCAUUUUCACGGCCUUGCCAUUUGUGGUCCUUGGUUAUUUUUUUAUGCGGCGGCGCGUAAAUGUAGCCUCCUCCGCAUUCGGCGCAAAACGAGGGAAUUUUUUGAGCAAUGCGAUGGAUAUGUUGCAGAAGCAAAUGAACCCUUUGGGAGACAAAAACUUUCGGGUGGAGGUUAGGGACACGAAGUUUAGGGACGUGGUUGGAGUGCCUGAGGCGCUGGAGGAGGUACAACAGUACGUGAACUUUCUCAAAACGCCGGAACGCUUCACACGGCUGGGCGGCAGACUGCCAAAGGGCUGCAUCCUCACUGGAGAACCAGGGACGGGUAAGACGUUACUGGCGAAGGCUGUGGCAGGGGAGGCGAGUGUGCCUUUCUUCACUUGUAGUGGGGCGGACUUUAUUGAAGUGUACGCCGGAUCGGGGCCGAAGCGGGUGCGGGAAUUGUUUGCGGCUGCAAAACGUGAGGCUCCUUCUGUGAUAUUUGUGGACGAGAUUGACGCCGUGGGUUCACGCAGCAACGGCCAAGGGGCGUUGGGGUUGAGUUCCGAAGAGAAUCGCACAGUGAACCAGCUGCUCGCCGAACUUGACGGUCUUCAAGCAAACGAGGCAGUCGUCGUGUUUGCCGCCACGAAUUUUCCGGAUAAUCUCGACAAGGCUCUUCUGCGUGAAGGCCGUUUUGACCGCAAAGUGGAGAUUCCUAUGCCGGAUCAGCGGGCGAGGGAGGAGCUCUUCGCACAUUACCUCAACCGCAUUGUUGUGUCCGAUGCGACCACCAACGCCCAGAGACUCGCCCGUCUCACACCUGGCGUGUCGCCGGCCACGAUAGCAACCAUCGUGAAUGAGGCGGCUCUUGCGGCCGCGGUGCAGGGGGACGAUAAGGUUACCGAACGGACACUUCUGCCAGCCAUUGACGAUGUUCUCGUGGGCAAAAAACACCGCAGCCGAAUGUCGGAGGCGACGGCCCGUCGUGUGGCGCUUCACGAGAGUGGACACACGCUGAUUGCUUGGCUUCUGCCAAGACAAUCGGAUGUUAUCAAGGUGUCAAUUACGCCAAGGGGUCCAGCAGCAGGCUUUACCCAGCAAGUUGGCAAGGAGACCUUUGAUAUGCCUACCGAUGUGUCACUCUUCACAGACAUUUGUGUUAUGCUUGCGGGUCGCCUUGCGGAAGCGACGCGGCACGCUGAGCUCACGACUGGUGCUCAAGACGACUACCAGCGUGCCACCAAGACGGCGAUACACGCAUUUUUGGCCUUUGGCAUGUCGCACCAUGUUGGGUUUCUCGCAUGUGAACCACAACGGUUAGAUGAGGGACGCAUUUACCAGAAGCACUCGGAGAAGAUCCAGGCCGUUGCUGAAGAGGAGGCAGCGCGAUUGGUUGGGACAGCCCAACAGUAUACAAAGACUUUAAUAGCGGAAAAUAAGGAGUUGCUGCACCGUCUGGCCGAUGCACUUUUCACUAGGAAGGAGUUGUUGAAGGAGGAUUUGGAGGCAAUACUUGGACCCCGUGGAGCAGCUCGUUUGUCGCUGGAAGCAGAGAAGGCACUCACCGCAUUUGUGCAAAAAUCAGAAAAACAUGGGACGACGGUGCGGAGCACUUCUGGGUGA